Molecule: messenger RNA, 5088 nt
Organism: Talaromyces atroroseus
Lineage: Eukaryota; Fungi; Ascomycota; Eurotiomycetes; Eurotiales; Trichocomaceae
Exons: 6
Coding region: 1-5088 (1695 amino acids)
Biological process (GO): chromatin remodeling
Cellular component (GO): nucleus
Molecular function (GO): histone demethylase activity; DNA binding
Source: RefSeq, a predicted model, not a curated record
AUGGUGGCUCCUGCGACUACAGGAGCGAAUGCGCAAUCGACCACCCCCCGCCAGCGCCCAAACGUCUCGUACCCUUCCUACGGUCACAAUGUGCCAUUGAGCGCUCGACGCUCAGCGCCCUUGGAUCUCUCUACCGUCGAGCGACGUGGUCAGCCGAGUGCUGCACGAGAACCGACGAAUCGUAUUCGUGCACAUGGCUUACCGGAAGCUCCUACUUACCGCCCUACCGAAGAGGAAUUCAAGGAUCCGAACGAGUACAUCCGAAAAAUCGCACCAGAGGGGGCUAAAUAUGGUAUUUGCAGGAUUAUUCCUCCCGAAAACUGGAACCCCCCAUUCGCAGUCGACACUGAGAGAUUCCAUUUCAAAACUCGCCGUCAAGAACUCAACUCGGUCGAAGGAGGCACCCGAGCGAACUUAAACUACCUUGACCAACUGGCCAAAUUCCAUAAACAGCAUGGCACCAACCUCAAUCGCUUUCCUAGCGUCGACAAGAGACCCCUGGACCUAUACAAAUUGAAGAAAGCUGUCGAGGUUCGCGGCGGCUUUGAUCAAGUCUGCAAGUUGAAAAAAUGGGCCGAGAUCGGUCGCGAUCUAGGAUAUAGCGGAAAGAUCAUGUCAUCGCUUUCGACAUCGCUAAAAAAUUCAUACCAGCGGUGGCUUCAACCUUACGAAGAGUAUCUCCGUGUCGCUAAGCCCGGCGUACAACAGCAGCUCGAAGUCGAACAAGGUGGACCGUACACACCGUCCCCCAAUCGUUCUCCAGCAGCUAAGCGACCCAUGUCGACCACACCGUCAAUUCCGCGACCUGAGUCCCCCGCCAUCAGGGCUUCAAACAUCCUAAAUGCCUCGAUUGAGUCUGAUGGAGCGCCAGAACAGCAGACACCUGCCGAGGUCCCUAUUCGGCCCGCCCCAGGCUUCACUGCGGUCAACAGACCCGGGGGCUUCACUCCCGUUAAUCGUUCACCGUCAUUUGCUGCAGUGAAUAGUGCACCUCAAAUCAAGAGAGAGAAUGAGAACGGCUCAUCCACCCCAAAGAGCAUCGCCCCGCAUCCCGGCAAGGAUCUCGUUGACGCGAAACAGACACCUAUCACCAAUGGGCAUACCUCUCAUCCCCUCAAACGGACUAUAAGCCAUGACAGUUUUGCUGCCGACUCGCAGAGUGAGUCCGCCGAUCUUGACAGCUCAGGCCGGAGAAGCAAAAGACUCCGAAAAGAUGGCGUUCCUACAGUUGCCGGUUCGCACAUGAGUCUUCUUCGUCCGACGCCGCCAAAGGGGAAAGCUAAGAGCGGCACGCGCAAAACAGGCGAUAAGUGCGAAGCAUGCGGCAAAGCAGACAACCCGCAGACUAUCUUUGUGUGCGAUAGUUGUGAAAAUGGAUAUCACAAAGCUUGUCUUGAGAACCCGUUGAACGCUGACCCGGACUAUGAUUGGCAUUGCCCCAAGUGUCUUGUUGGCACCGGUGAAUUUGGCUUUGAGGAAGGUGGAGUAUAUUCACUAAAACAAUUCCAAGAGAAAGCGAAUUCUUUCAAGAAGAACUAUUUUGCUCCUCGCAUGCCAUUUGACCCUGUCCUAAAUACUCAGCGCCGUGAAACCGAAGACGACGUCGAGCGUGAGUUUUGGAGGCUGGUGGAGAGUCUUACGGAAACGGUGGAAGUCGAGUACGGGGCCGAUAUUCAUUCUACGACUCACGGAAGUGGCUUUCCGACUGUUGAGAGGAAUCCUCUGGAUCCGUAUUCUCAGGAUCCCUGGAACUUGAACGUGCUCCCAUUCUACGGGGAAUCUUUGUUCAAACAUAUCAAGUCCGAUAUCUCGGGCAUGACCGUACCAUGGGUUUACGUCGGAAUGUGUUUCUCUACCUUCUGCUGGCACAAUGAGGACCAUUACGCCUACUCUGCCAAUUAUCAACAUUUUGGCGCCACCAAGACAUGGUACGGCAUACCAGGGAGUGAUGCGGAAGCUUUCGAAGAAGCUAUGCGGCAGGCAGUCCCAGAACUCUUUGAAACGCAGCCAGACCUCCUGUUCCAGUUGGUCACGCUUCUGCCACCAGACCAACUUAAGAAGGCAGGAGUCAACGUCUACGCGCUCGACCAAAGAGCUGGCCAGUUUGUUAUUACGUUUCCCCAGGCAUACCAUGCUGGAUUUAAUCACGGGUUCAACUUCAAUGAAGCGGUCAACUUCGCUCCGACGGACUGGGAGCCUUUUGGUGCUCUUGGAGUUGAGCGAUUACAGGCCUUUAGAAGGCAACCGUGUUUCUCGCAUGAUGAACUGCUACUGACAGCUGCAGCUAGAGAUUCCUCCAUUAAAACUGCAAAAUGGCUUGCACCGGCCUUGGAACGGGCCGCUGGUCGUGAAGCCUCAGAUCGUGCAAAUUUCUUGGCCGCCCAUUGCGCAGCUUCUUCACAUCAUUGUAAGUUCAGCGGCGAUGAUUGGUCUGCGGAUGCAGAGUGCAAGAUGAAAUUUGUGGUGGAUGAACAGGACCUCGCCGAGGAAGAUCAUCAAUGUCAUUACUGCAAAGCAUAUGCCUACCUUACUCAAUUUCGCUGCGACAAGUCUGGAAAAACAGUUUGUCUCAUUCAUGCAGAUAUCUAUGAUUGUUGCGACGAAACUCUGGGGCAAAAGAUGAUGGGUCCAAAUCAUACGCUGCGAUACCGGAUGACAGACGAAUCGCUGCGAAAUCUACUACAAAAGGUGCAGGAUCGCGCUAAGAUUCCUGAAGCGUGGAAUGAGAAGUUGGAUAAGGUUUUAGAGGAUGAAGCAAAACCUCAGUUGAAGGUCCUCCAUAGUCUUCUAAGUGAAGGUGAGAAAAUCCCUUAUCACCUGCCCGGUCUGCAAGACCUGGCGGCUUUCGUUCAGCGGUGCGACAAGUGGGUAGAAGAAGCAAAUAACUAUAUCACGCGGAAGCAACAGAACCGCAGAAAGAAUGAGAAAGCCUGGCGUAAAGGCACUUCCAAAGCCGCACAGCUUGAAGAACGCGACCGUGAGCUUCGCAGAGUGGAAAAUAUCCACGCUCUACUUUCAGAGGCUGAUAAACUAUCCUUCGACUGUCCACAGAUGGCGGCAUUGGAAGAAAAGACGCACGAAAUCGAGAAAUUCCGCUUAGGGGUCCGUCUCGCUCUUGAAAACAAAAAUCGUUCGGUUUCCGAGGUUGAGGAAUUGGUGGAGUCUAGCCGGAAUUUCAAUGUGGACUUGCCAGAAGUUGAGCAAUUGGAAACCAUGCUCCAGCAAAUGAAAUGGAAGGAACAAUCUCGCAUAAAACGCAACCAACGCCUUACUUUCAACGAUGUCGAUCAAUUCAUUCAGCAAGGUGAAGAGUUAGGACUCACUGACAACGACCAGGACCUGCUUCACUUCAAAGAUUUGCGGCAGCUUGGUGAAGCUUGGGAAGCCAAGGCCAAAGAGCUGAUCUCUGUGGAGGCCGUCCAUUAUGUGCAGUUGGAAGCCCUAUCUGCGCAAGCAUCAAGAUUUCCUGUAUCUUCAGAGACGCUUGCGCAGGUCGAGGCUAUUCUGACUAAACAGCGGGAUGCUCAGAAGCAUAUUCGCACUCUUUAUGAGCGUUCCCAAGACCCAGACAUUCGCAAGCGACCUAGCUACAGAGAAGUUCGCGAGCUUAUAGAGUCACUAGAUCAGUUGAAUAGCAGGCCGAUGGGGGCUAUCGACCUGGAACGUGAACAGAAACAUCACGAGGACUGGAUGCGCAAAGGCAAAAAGCUUUUUGGCAAAGCAAAUGCCCCACUACAUAUCCUGAAAUCAUACAUGGAGUACGUGGAGAGAAAGAAUGCUUCGUGCUUUGAUUUGGAAGAUCGAUGUCGUCCGCCUGUCGAACCCGCCUCUCGUGACAACACCCCUGAUGGCCUUUUAGAAAAUACGCAUUCGAACUGGUGGGAAGCUAAAUCGCGCAAGAGAGAUGUAUUCUGUAUUUGCAGGCAACCGGAAGCCGGGAUGAUGAUUGAAUGCGAACUCUGUCAUGAGUGGUAUCACGGUAAAUGCUUGAAGAUUGCACGAGGAAAGGUUAAGGAGUUUGACAAGUAUACAUGUCCGAUUUGCGAUUGGCGACGGAAAAUUCCUCGUGAUGCCGCGCGCCCAAAGCUAGAGGAUCUGCAAGACUGGCAGGCGGAAAUUGCAAACCUCCCAUUCCAACCUGAUGAAGAAGAGAUCUUGAACAAGAUUGUCCAACAAGCCACACAAUUCAGAGAGUUCCUCCACAGUUUCACAAAUGCGGCUUGCACAACCAGCGAAGAAGUGCCAACUUUGAUAUUCUAUCUUCGCAAGAUUGAAGGGGCCGAAGUGCUGCUUGCUUACGAAACGAACUUUUUCCGGCAGGAAAUCCAUAAAUGGGCACCGGUGGCUCCAGAGCCGCCUCCAAUUUUGGAACAGUCGCUUUCGACACGUAAACCCCGACCUACGAAGAGUCAAAAGAUAAUGGCUCAGUUAGGCAUUGAUCGUGUUGAAGAUCUGCCGCCCCACCUCAGACCAAAAUCAAGUCACCAUGCCAAACGCAAGUCUGUCGAUGCAUCACAAUCGAGUCGGGCACUGCAGUCUGCAGAUGGUGGCACAGCAACUGAGUAUCAAGAGGAGGCCUCUGGAAGCAACGGAGCCAGUCUAGGGACCUCGUCUACGCCUUUUUUCACUGGUGGCUAUGCCAAUCUUGGUCAAGAUUCCAGUCCAUCAUUUAGACUCUCAUCUACCCCCGAGCCUGCCUCUCCUUUCCUUUCUCAAACUCUUCCCGGGCAAGCUUCAACAUUUGAUUCCCGUUCGCCGCCACGCGGUGUGGACCAGCCAUUAUUUACCGAACCUUCUGUUUUCCGAGACCCACAAGAGAGCGCUUCUGGGGUAGACAUCGGUACUGGCAAUCCUUUCAGCAGCAGCCCAACUCGUCAAGAGAUAACUGACGUCUUUGCUGAUCUGACCAACGAAGAGCCUGAGGCAGUUGAACCAAUGGAAAACACACAUGCGAAUGAAGCCCUGGAGGCUCUUGAUGUCAGUAACGGGAGUGAAAGAUACGACUCCAACAAUGAGGCUGAUGGCGGCGAAACAUCCCGUCCCGGAGAUGAUGUUGACAAUCCCGAUGGAGGCGGAGAUGGCUUCUGA